Messenger RNA from Astyanax mexicanus (Mexican tetra), 799 nucleotides. Its product is annotated as phospholipase A2. The record is from RefSeq and is a predicted model, not a curated record. Gene Ontology annotation, molecular function: phospholipid binding; calcium ion binding. NCBI's taxonomy places the organism in Eukaryota, Metazoa, Chordata, Actinopteri, Characiformes, Acestrorhamphidae. The transcript has 4 exons. The coding region runs from base 26 to 511 and encodes 161 amino acids. Gene Ontology annotation, biological process: arachidonate secretion; phospholipid metabolic process; lipid catabolic process.
CUACAUAAGUAGACCCGGCUGAGGGAUGAGUCUUAAGUCGAAUUGUCCACUGAACACCAUGAAGGUCCUCCCCACUGUGCUGCUGCUGGCCCUCGGCCUCUCAGUCACUCAGGCAUAUCUUGACUACAGGGCUCUGUGGCAGUUUAGGGAUAUGAUCAUCUGCACGAUUCCCGACAGCUGGCCAGCCCUGGACUACAGCGACUACGGCUGCUACUGCGGAAAGGGCGGCUCGGGCACACCAGUAGACGACCUGGACAGAUGCUGCGAGGUCCACGAUCGCUGCUACAGUGAUGCCAUGCAGCACAACGCCUGCUGGCCAAUCCUGGACAACCCUUACACUGAGAUCUACGCCUACUCGUGUGACAAGGAGAACAAGAAGAUCACCUGCAAGAGCAACAACAAUGAGUGUGAAAUGUUUAUCUGCGAGUGUGACCGGAAGGCUGCUGAGUGCUUCGCUGUGUCGGACUACAAUGAAGAGCACAAGCACCUCCCCAGCGAUCGCUGCAAAUAAAGCCACAAUACACCUUUAGACUGGACUGAUAUUAAAGUCAUUGGUUUUGUAUUACAGAAUAAACUCAGCAUGAACAAGCUACUGGCAUGGCACAUACGGUCACUUUAUACACUGUCUCUUCCUCCAUGUAUCCUCUUGGUAACACUACAUGUCCACACUGCUGUCCCAUGACUUAUGGCAUGCCAGUGUAUAUUGGCAUUCCACCAUGGUCCUUGGAGGAACGUUGUUUCGUUUCACUGUGUACUCUGUAUAUAGCUGAAAUGACAAUAAAAACCACUUUGACUUUGA